Messenger RNA from Ilex paraguariensis (yerba mate), 473 nucleotides. The record is from the annotation of a GenBank genome assembly. NCBI's taxonomy places the organism in Eukaryota, Viridiplantae, Streptophyta, Magnoliopsida, Aquifoliales, Aquifoliaceae.
CUUUCGUACAAAUUCUUUCAUUUUCUCUGUAAAUCAUCACCCCAUCCAAACAAGAGCUCUUCUAUGCGUUCAACUAACAUCGAAGUCAGAUCACUACUGCUCCUGCUCCUGUGCAAAGCCACUAACACACAAAAGGGCUCUGCCGAUCAUAAUGUUGAAAUAUCCAACUUAUUGACUGAAUAAUUUGAGCUUCCAGGUUGCUUGAAGACUUUAAAAUAGCUAAGAUGGAUGAUGAGAUGAUUACGUUGCAUAAUGUCAUGCCAGUGGAGAUUGCAAUGAAAAGGGAGUUAGAGUACAGAAGGAAGAUGGAGGCAUUAAGAAAGCAACGUCAGAGUUGUACAACGAAACCUCUGGAGCCUUUGGAGGUGAGUAACAGUAAUCAUGUCACUUUCAUAGGGAUUCUUCUAUUGGUCUUCAUUGUUCAUAAAACCAUCCUAAUCUGUUUUCUCUUAACUUAUCAGGUGCAUCUAUAG